AUUUUUAUUUUAUUCUAUUUUCAAGUGUUUGGGGGUUUCUUCAUAUUGUACAAUACAAUCCUACAAUCAUAAGACAUGCCCUCGAUUUCAUCACCCAAGCCAUUUAGCUAGGUACAUAUUAGUUUGCAUAUCUAUUCUUGGGUAUAGGAGGACAGAAAUAUAAGGGAGGGGGAAAGAAAGCCCACAGCAAUAUGAAGUCCGAUAUCAACGAUUUCCUCGAGCCUCUGGCCAUCGACGAGCCCAAAGCACACGCGCUAUCGCAUGAGCUGUUCCGCACCUUUCAACAUUUAUCCGCUCACUCGUCAAAUCAGUUCCUCCCGACCCCGAUAUCAGAGUCCAUACUCCGGCCCACUGAAGGCCGAGAAAAAGGAAGAUAUCUGGCGAUUGACAUUGGUGGUACUAAUUUGAGAGUUGGCUUUAUUGAGCUACUGGGGAAUGAAAAUGGUAUACAUUGCAAUGGCACGAACGGCGAAGGAAAGUUGCCGGACUCAGAAUCGUCACCUAACCUGCAUCGAGUACUCGAGAGGUCGUGGCCAAUCUCGGACGUCCUCAAAAAAGAGAAUGCCGAUUCAUUGUUCCAGUGGAUUGGAAGCUGCAUAGCAGAAGUUGUACGAGAAGGGUGUGAAACGCUCAAUUUGUCUCGCGAUCGCGAACUUCCUAUGGGUGUUACAUUCAGUUUUCCCAUGGUUCAAGAGACUUUAGCCGACGCAACGCUCAUGGCGAUGGGAAAGGGAUUUGCCAUCACCUCCCGCUUGCAUCUUGGAACUCAUUUGAUUAAUGGCUACGAGGAGUCGAAAACCCCAGACUUGCCACCAAUUAAAGUUGCGGCUAUCUUGAACGACGCCGUUGCGACCCUGGUAUCAUUUAUAUACCAGUCUCAGGAGGAUGAAACCCAUAAAGCGGCGAUGGGGCUCAUAUGCGGUACUGGCAGCAAUGCCACAAUACCUCUCAAGAAGAGCACUCUCCACAAGGACAAACAGCCUGGCAAAGUCAAGGUUUUGCAAGGAGAGUCAACCGACGACAUGAAAAUUGCCGUCAACACCGAAUGGAGUAUCAAUGGGACGGCGCCGGCCUUGCGAAAGUAUGGCCUAAUCAGCCAAUGGGAUACUAAACUGGACUCUGAAGGCGAAGCACCUGGGUUCCAACCGCUUGAAUACAUGACUUCGGGACGGUAUCUCGGCGAACUGGGACGGCUGAUGUUAAUAGAUUACCUCGAGCACCAUUUAGGUAUAUCCGUGGACACCAUGCCCUCACAACUGCAAACACGAUUUGGCCUUACGACGACUUUUCUCAGCCUUUUCCGCCCCCCAAACACACCGGUAUUACUAGCUAAGCUUGAGGAGGAGUUCCCGCAAUCGACUGCUAAGGCACCUUUUCAAUGGACCGAAGAAAUGGCGGAUAUUUUAUACAGAAUCGCGAAAGCUAUCGAAGUCAGAGCUGCUGGUAUUGUAGCGGCAGCCAUUGUUGGGCUUCUCGCGUGUGCCGAUGAUAUUCCCCUUGGUGAUUCGCCUGCAAACACCCCGAACGGUAGCUUUAUUGAGUCAAAACCCGCCAAAAUGGAAUUGAUUGUUGGAUAUACUGGGGGCUGCAUUGUUCACUUCCAAGACUACCUGGCAGACUGUCAACAAUUCCUUGACUCAAUAAUUCGAACCGAGUUCGGAGACGAUGCCCCUCUGAGGGUAAUCCUGCGUCCGUGCCACGACGGAGGGAUCAAAGGUGCAGGUGUCCUUUGCGGCGCCUCUCAAGCAAAGCCUUCUGACACUGCUUGAGAUUACCUGUGGAUGUAUAUAUUUUGAAUCUCUUGGAGUUUAGAGAGGCGUAUCUUCAUAGCACGGCUGAGGGAGGGGGUCAAGGGACAAGGGGUUGGGUGGCAAUUGUUGCGCAUGCUGCAUUUCACACUGAUGGCAUUGGUAUGUUCCCGAGAUGAAGGUUUUCUUGUAUUAGGCACGGAUCAUACGGAUUGGGUACCUAUCUCUGCCUAGUACAUAGUAAUCAAUAGCUGUGUCAUCUCAAGCUUCAUCUACGAGCUGUAGUUG
This is a messenger RNA of Hypoxylon fragiforme, 2036 nucleotides long. RefSeq names its product hexokinase-7. Gene Ontology annotation, cellular component: cytosol; mitochondrion. The record is from RefSeq and is a predicted model, not a curated record. The coding region runs from base 192 to 1769 and encodes 525 amino acids. Lineage: Eukaryota; Fungi; Ascomycota; Sordariomycetes; Xylariales; Hypoxylaceae. The transcript is spliced from 3 exons. Gene Ontology annotation, molecular function: glucokinase activity; ATP binding; D-glucose binding. Gene Ontology annotation, biological process: glucose 6-phosphate metabolic process; glycolytic process; intracellular glucose homeostasis.